Oenanthe melanoleuca is the source of this 1287-nucleotide messenger RNA. RefSeq lists its product as uncharacterized. The transcript has 6 exons. The coding region runs from base 1 to 1287 and encodes 428 amino acids. The record is from RefSeq and is a predicted model, not a curated record. Gene Ontology annotation, biological process: response to bacterium. Lineage: Eukaryota; Metazoa; Chordata; Aves; Passeriformes; Muscicapidae.
AUGCGGCGGUGUCGGGGCGCGGGGCUGGCGGCGCUGGCCGCGCUGCUGCUCGUGGCUUCAGGCAGAGCCCAGGUGCAGCAGGAGCCAUUCCUGGAGACCACCGAGGGCACCGGCAUCGCAAUCAACUGCUCACAUCCCAGCAAACGGAGUGGCGAUUACAUCCAUUUCUACCGUCAUCUCCCUGGCCAAAGCCCCGAAUUCCUCAUAUACACUACUGGAACCUCCAAGGAUGUUCCGGCCAUGGCAGGAAAGCUGUGGGUGUCGGAGGACGGGCGUUGGAGCGCGCUGUGGCUCGGGCGGCCCCGGCGCGGGGACGCGGCCGUGUAUUACUGCGCGCUGGGCCACGGGCAGAGGAGCCGGGGCUGCGGCCGGCUCCAGCUCCGAGUCCCCGCGCGCGCUCGGCCCCUCUGCUCAGCGCGGCUGCGGCAGCUCCGCUCCUGGCGGCAGCGAACAGCCCCGCCCGGCCACGGCUCCGUGCGCGCUGACACGGUCUGCCUGCGGCACCGACGGCAGCACGGCCCUUCCCAAACUAUCUCUUCCUCCUUCAGGAAGAACUCUGUGCCUUCUCUGGAACGAGGCAUCCUCCUGCCUGUCUACAAAGGCUCCGAUCGCUGCCCCGCUCCCACCGCUCUCCUCCCCCCGCACCCAGCCAGGAGCCGGCGAGAGCCCGAGCGGCACCGGCGCAGGGCUGAGCCCCGGGGCGGAGCUGGCGGCGGGGGAGGGCAGAGCGAAGGAGAGAAGCGGCGCUGGCGGAGCAGAGAGCCGGGGCUGAGGGGGCAGCGAGGCUCGGCCGGCGCCAUGCGGCGGUGCCGGGGCGCGGGGCUGGCGGCGCUGGGCGCGGUGCUGCUCGCUGUGGCUGCCGACACAGACCGAGUGCAGCAGAAGCCGUGGGCAGAGACCACCGAGGGCACCGGCCUGAACCUCACUUGCCUGCACCCCGAGAUUGCUGCCGACUCUACCCAGUGGUAUCGCAAAUUCCCAGACCAAGCACCGCAGCUGGUAGCAAUGGCUGUCCGAGGCACAAAACCCGUGCUGGAGCCAGAGGGGACUCUGUGGGUGUCGGCAGAUCGAUGUUGGAGCGCGCUGUGGCUCGGGCGGCCCCGGCGCGGGGACGCGGCCGUGUAUUACUGCGCGCUGGGCCACGGGCAGAGGAGCCGGGGCUGCGGCCGGCGGCGGCGCACGGCUCUGAUCUGGGGCGGAGCUGGGGGCGGCGGAGAGAAAAGAAGAGAACUGGAGUGGAGUAUUGGCAGAGGAGGCGGCAGGGCCGCAGCAGAGAGCCGGGGCUGA